AUGAACAAGAAAUUUCAAGAACUCACUUGCAAACUAGAUGUAAUCUUCGAUAAUUUCCAAGAAAGGAGUUCCUCAUCAUCAUUAGCAGAUACGGAGCAUAGGAACAUCAACGAAAAUGAUCAUCAAGACUCUCAUAAUCUGAGACUCAAGGUUCCUCGGUUUGAUGGAUCCAUGGAUGCACAAGAUUGGAUCUUCAAAGUGGAACAAUUCUUCGAUUUUUAUGAUAUGAACGAGACACAACGACUGCGGAUUGCACCAUUUUAUUUCGAAGGGGAAGCCUUAUCAUGGUACCAAUGGCUUAAGAAAAAUACGACAAUCACCUCGUGGCCAAUGUUCCUCCAAUCACUGCAAGUGAGGUUUGGGUCCUCUGAAUGGGAAGAUUAUCAAGGACAACUAGCAAAGUUAACUCAACAGGGAUCAGUCAUUGAUUAUCAAGAGAAGUUUGAGACCUUGUCCAAUAAGGUAAAUGGUUUAUCAGAAUCAUUUUUACUUAGUUGUUUCAUUUAUGGUUUGAAAACAAUAACUCAACAUAAAGUAAAUUCAUUUAGACCCACUACACUUACAAAUGCCAUAGCCUUGGCCAAAAUACAGGAAGCCAAAUUAGCCUGUAAAUACUUUUAUCCCAAACUUCAUUCCCCGUACCCACCACUAUUACCUACACCAACAAACACACCUAUAACCAAUCCUUCAUCUUCCAAGAACCCUGUCAGUAACAAUACCAACAUUAUCCAACCUAAGGAAACUAUUCAAAGGCUAACACAGAGUCAAAUACAAGAGAGAAGGGACAAGAACUUAUGUUUUACUUGUGGAGAAAAAUACUUUCGUGGCCAUAAAUGUAAAGCUUAUGUACACAUAUUAAUUGUACCGGAUGAGGAAUAUUCAUUGAGUGCUGAUGCUAAUGCUAGUGAAGAGUUGAUGAUACCAGAUCAGGAACCGUUAUUAGUGCAACAUGAAACACCACAGAUUAGUUUCCAUGCUUUAUCAGGCUUCGUGGUUCCACAAACUUUAAGAUUUCAUGGUCAUAUUGGGAAGUCAGAAAUGUUACUAUUGGUUGAUGAAGGAAGUACUCAUAACUUCCUGCAACCACAAAUGGUCUCUUCCUUACAUCUACCUAUGUCUACAGACAGACAAUUUGAUGUUAUGGUGGGGAAUGGCCAAGUCCUGAAAUGUCAAGGAUUCUGUGCAGCAGUACCUGUCAAGAUACAUCAACACAUUUUCCUAGUUGAUUUCCAGGUGCUACCUAUCCAAGGAGUGGAUAUGGUAUUAGGAGUACAAUGGCCACAACUCCUAGGCCCAAUUGCAGUAGACUACCAACGUCUAACUAUGGAAUUCACAUGGGAAGGAGAAGUUAUUAAGUUACAAGGAGAACAACAUAGCAGUCCUUUUUCCUUGAACCAAUUUAAGAAGAUCCACAAUUCUGGUCAAAUUGCCUCGCUAUACCAGUUGACAGUGAUAGACUCACAGCAAACUGUGCCCAAUGAAGUUAUGAGUCCACAAAUUCAACAACUGCUAGUUGAAUUUGAAGGAAUAUUUCAAAAGCCCACAAAAUUACCCCCUCAUCAAGACUUGAAUCAUGAAAUUCAUCUAGAAAUACAAUCACAGCCAGUCAAUGUGAAGCCAUACAGUCAAAAAGAAAGAUGGCUCAUGGAGAUUUUGUAUAGACUAAGAGCCCUUAAUAGUAUCACAAUCAAGGAUAGGUUUCCCAUUCCUAUAGCGGAUGAGCUAAUGGAUGAAUUGGGAGGAUCCAAAAAAAAUUCCAAGCUGGACUUGAGGGCAUGGUAUCAUCAAAUCAGAGUCCAUCCCCCUGACAUUCAUAAAACCGCAUUUAGGACACACCAAGGCCAUUAUGAGUUCUUGCCAAUCCAUCGAAGAUCACUGGCAACACCUCUGGUUGGUACUUAUUACAUUGCAAAAAUAAUCAGUUUUAUAUCAAGAAAAGCAAAUGCUCUUUUUACGCAGCAAUCAGUGGAAUAUCUUGGCCACAUUGUGUCAGCAGAAGGGGUCAAUAUGGAUAAAUCAAAAGUUUAA
Messenger RNA from Gastrolobium bilobum, 2028 nucleotides. RefSeq lists its product as uncharacterized. The coding region runs from base 1 to 2028 and encodes 675 amino acids. The transcript is spliced from 3 exons. The record is from RefSeq and is a predicted model, not a curated record. Lineage: Eukaryota; Viridiplantae; Streptophyta; Magnoliopsida; Fabales; Fabaceae.